AUGGCGUCUCAACUCCGGCUUUGCUCCGCGCUGGCCUUGGUCACAGGUUCAGGGGUUCCCACCCGGGGUGCGGGUAGCGGCAUCGGCCGGGCCAUCAGCGUGCGCCUGGCGGCAGAGGGCGCCGCCGUGGCCGCCUGCGACCUGGACGAGGCAGCGGCCCAGGACACCGUGCGGCUGCUGAGCGGCCCGGGGAGCGAGGACGGGGCGCCGCGCGGGAAGCACGCCGCCUUCCAGGCGGACGUGUCGCAGGCCCCCGCAGCCGGGCGCCUGCUGCAGCAAGUGCAGGCCUGCUUCGCUCGCCCGCCAUCUGUCGUCGUGUCCUGUGCGGGCAUCACACGCGAUGAGUUUCUGCUCCACAUGUCAGAAGACGACUGGGACAGAGUCAUCGCCGUCAACCUCAAGGGCACUUUCCUAGUCACUCAGGCUGCAGCCCAGGCUUUGGUGUCCAGCGGCUGUCGCGGCUCCAUCAUCAACAUCAGUAGCAUCAUUGGAAAGGUGGGGAAUAUUGGACAAACAAAUUAUGCGUCCUCCAAAGCAGGAGUGAUUGGGCUCACCCAGACUGCAGCCCGGGAGCUUGGACGACACGGCAUCCGAUGUAACUCGGUCCUCCCGGGGUUCAUUGCAACACCCAUGACCCGGAAGAUGCCAGAGAAAGUGAAGGACAAGGUCGCACAGGGAUUAACGGUUGGCGUGGGCCUAGGGGUCUGGGGGCAUAGCCACUCCGGAUCUGAGGAAGUGAGACCGCCCUUCCCCCACCGCCCCCUCCCCCAGAUGUGGCAGAUGUGGUUGCGUUCUUGGCGUCCGAAGACAGUGGCUACAUCACAGGGGCCUCCGUGGAAGUCACCGCCUCGAGGAAGCUGGACUCGCUCACCCCCCACCGCUGCCUGGCCUCCCGCGGACGGGGACGCUGAGUUCCCAGGCUACAAAAGGGACGGCGGUGUGUGGCUCGGGCACGCUGACUAUGGGAGGCAGGGGCGCUUGUGACCCUAAUAAAUUCCAAAUCCUCUUCCCUGCCA
Molecule: messenger RNA, 1016 nt
Organism: Meriones unguiculatus (Mongolian gerbil)
Lineage: Eukaryota; Metazoa; Chordata; Mammalia; Rodentia; Muridae
Gene: Hsd17b8
Product: hydroxysteroid 17-beta dehydrogenase 8
Exons: 8
Coding region: 1-984 (327 amino acids)
Biological process (GO): estrogen biosynthetic process
Molecular function (GO): estradiol 17-beta-dehydrogenase [NAD(P)+] activity
Source: RefSeq, a predicted model, not a curated record